This is a messenger RNA of Acanthisitta chloris (rifleman), 713 nucleotides long. RefSeq names its product v-maf avian musculoaponeurotic fibrosarcoma oncogene homolog F (gene MAFF). Gene Ontology annotation, molecular function: RNA polymerase II cis-regulatory region sequence-specific DNA binding; DNA-binding transcription factor activity, RNA polymerase II-specific. The transcript is spliced from 2 exons. The coding region runs from base 25 to 474 and encodes 149 amino acids. Gene Ontology annotation, cellular component: nucleus. Lineage: Eukaryota; Metazoa; Chordata; Aves; Passeriformes; Acanthisittidae. The record is from RefSeq and is a predicted model, not a curated record. Gene Ontology annotation, biological process: regulation of transcription by RNA polymerase II; regulation of epidermal cell differentiation.
CAGCAGGGCCAGCGUGAGGGAAGGAUGGCUGCGGACGGGCUCUCCAGCAAGGCCUUGAAGGUGAAGCGGGAGCUGGGGGAGAACACGCCACUGCUGUCAGAUGAGGAGCUGAUGGGGCUGUCAGUGCGGGAGCUCAACCACCACCUGCGGGGCCUCUCCAAGGAGGAGGUGGCGAGGCUGAAGCAGCGUCGCCGGACGCUGAAGAACAGGGGCUACGCUGCCAGCUGCCGGGUGAAGCGCGUCUGCCAGAAGGAAGAGCUGCAGAAGCAGAAGAUGGAGCUGGAGUGGGAGGUGGACAAGCUGGCCCGGGAGAAUGCCGCCAUGCGCCUGGAGCUUGAUACUCUCCGUGGCAAGUACGAGGCCCUGCAGGGCUUCGCCCGCACCGUGGCCACCCAUGGGCCUCCUGCCAAGGCGGCCACCGCCAGUGUCAUCACCAUCGUCAAGUCGGGCACCAACCAGGCCGCCUACUCCUAGUGCUGGCCUCCGUCCCCCGGCUGGGCACAGUCCUCCUCGGGGCUCCUUCCCCCACGAAUUACCUCCCAGUCCUUCCCCGACCUCCUCCCUGCCGGGAUAUGUGCCCCAAAUCCUCCUUCUCCCGUCCCUUGACCUCCAGCUCCCCCAUGUAGGGAAGGUUGCUGCAGUGUGGGUGCUGAGGUAGAGGACAGAACCCCACCAGUGGCCCCCACAGUCUCCUCCCCUCUUGUGGGUGUAGA